CAGCAGAGCACUAGAACAGCAGGCCCACAUCAUUCUGGCUUUGGCAUUUGCUCUGAGUGAGCCAUGAAAGACAUGCCUGCUUCCCCUUCACCUUCCACCAUGAUUGUAAGUUUCCUGAGGCCCCCCAGCCAUGCUUCCUGUACAGCCUGCAGAACCGUCUGCUUGUAUGCAUCUCCUCAUUUCAAUGGCUACGUCACGAAUACCUGCAAGAAACUAUAAUACAUUAUGAGGAAUUGGCCAUGUGGCAGUUUUGUAGAAUUUUACAUCUACCGAUGGCAAGCUAACCCGGGAGAUAGUAUACUCCUGUACACUGCUGAUUCUGCUGGAAGGAUCACAGAUUUCCCUGCCAAAUGGACAAUCUCACAAAAGUGACAGAAUUCCUGCUGAUGGAGUUUUCUGGUAUCUGGGAGCUGCAGGUGCUGCACGCCGGGCUGUUUCUGCUGAUUUAUCUGGCAGCGCUGGUGGGGAACCUGCUCAUCAUUGCGGUCAUCACUCUCGAUCAGCAUCUUCACACACCCAUGUACUUCUUCCUGAAGAACCUCUCCGUUUUGGAUCUGUGCUACAUCUCAGUCACUGUGCCUAAAUCCGUCCAUAACUCCAUGACUCGCAGAAGCUCCAUCUCUUAUCUUGGCUGUGUGGCUCAAGUCUAUUUUUUCUUUGCCUUUGCAUCUGCUGAGCUGGCCUUCCUUACUGUCAUGUCUUAUGACCGCUAUGUUGCCAUUUGCCACCCCCUCCAAUACAGAGCCGUGAUGACAUCAGGAAGGUGCUAUCAGAUGGCAGUCACCACCUGGCUAAGCUGCUUUUCCUACGCAGCCGUCCACACUGGCAACAUGUUUCGGGAGCACGUUUGCAGAUCCAAUGUGAUCCACCAGUUCUUCUGUGACAUCCCUCAUGUGUUGGCCCUGGUUUCCUGUGAGGUUUUCUUUGUAGAGUUUUUGACCCUGGCCCUGAGCUCAUGCUUGGUUCUGGGAUGCUUUAUUCUCAUGAUGAUCUCCUAUUUCCAAAUCUUCUCAACCGUGCUCAGAAUCCCUUCAGGACAGAGUCGAGCAAAAGCCUUCUCCACCUGCUCCCCCCAGCUCAUUGUCAUCAUGCUCUUUCUUACCACAGGGCUCUUUGCUGCCUUAGGACCAAUUGCAAAAACUCUGUCCAUUCAGGAUUUAGUGAUUGCUCUGACAUACACAGUUUUGCCUCCCGUCCUCAAUCCCAUCAUAUAUAGUCUUAGGAAUAAGGAGAUUAAAACAGCCAUGUGGAGACUCUUUGUGAAGAUAUAUUUUCUGCAAAAGUAGAACGUCCUGGUCUUUACUAUAGAAGAUCUGCAACAAAACCCCAAAAAAGCAUAAAUACUUUAUGACAAAAAAAGAUGAAAAAAUUGUUGAUGAAAUGAUGAAAAAUCCUGAAAAAAAACCUGUUGAAUGGGAGAAAGACAAUAUUUGCACUACUAUAUGUAGAUAGAAAUGCAAAUGUUUCUUCAAAAACUAAAAGUAUAAAAGUAUAAAAGUACCUUCAUAAAAUAUUUCAAGGUUGUGUAACUGCAGCUUGUUGUGGUGAUUUAUUCCUUCCCGUUCCACACAUGUUCGAACUGCUUUAAUUACCUCAUCUUGAACCUGUAGCCUUGCACUCCUGUUAGUAUGAAGUUUUUGGAAGAGGACACACACAUACACACACACACACACACACACACACACAGUUUUAGUACCUGAUUUAGCCAGUCAACAAAAAAGAACAUAAAACAAGCAGGAGGGUUAUUAGAACAGGAACGUAUGUUUUAGAUUUUGCCAAAUAUUUUAAGGAUAUUUCUCUUUCACUUAGUUAUUUUUAGAAAUCUGUCAGGAAAUUAACACAAUUUCCAUCAAUGCAUCUACUGAGAUUGUCACUGAGUGCCUCAGUUUCUGCAUUUGUGUUAGUAUUCAAUGUGUUGAUAGAAACGGAGCUCUUUCCUGGGUCUUAGUGCCUCAGUUUCUACACCUGUGUUAAUAUUCAAUGUGUUAAUACAAACAGAGCUCUUUCCUGGGUCUGAGUUCUUGGUCACUGCUGGUGAUUAUCAUCAUCGCCAUUGUCAUUAUUUUGUCAGAACACCUGAGCGUGAGUCCCUUGGCACAUGGGCUGUCUGCCAUCCUCAGGUGCCUGGGCUCGUGAAAUGUACACUGGCUAUUCCUGAUUUUCACUUGAUGGGAUGGGAAGAGGAUUCGUGGAAACACUGAUAUUCUUAGUUGGUUCAUGAUAAGAGUCUUGAUGUGUGAACUGUCAUUAGCCCAUCGCAGUUGUGUGUGAGGCUGACCUCUCCAUUAGGCACUGGACUUUACAUCCCAAAUCUCACUUUUACUUUCCAGAGAGAUUGCAAACAAUUGGGAAAAUACAAUAAAACAUAAAAUUCUGUAAAUAUAAUUCUUCGAUAUGCUGCCAAAUAAAAAUUUGUAAAAUUAUUUUUUCUCAUUUUUAUUUAACUAUGCUUUUGUAGUUAUCAAUGUAAUAGAUGUUUAUUGCUUUAAAUGUCUUUCUUAAAAACUGUCCUGCUUUAAUUUUAUAAAACAAGGAAAAAAAGUUACUCAAAGUGCUACAACGCAGGAGAAAGAAUUCUUUGCUUAGACCUAUCUAUUUGCAACUAUUUUAUGUAAAAUUUUACUUGAGUGCUUAAUAUGUGUUUUUUUUCUGUUCUUGAAAGUACAUUUAAAACAUUAAAUAUUGUUUAUAAUUCUAAAUGAAUGUAAAUGUUUUAUUGCAUAAUAAAACCUUUGUUAUUAAGCUA
This is a messenger RNA of Pan troglodytes (chimpanzee), 2746 nucleotides long. RefSeq names its product olfactory receptor family 14 subfamily I member 1 (gene OR14I1). NCBI's taxonomy places the organism in Eukaryota, Metazoa, Chordata, Mammalia, Primates, Hominidae. Gene Ontology annotation, molecular function: G protein-coupled receptor activity; olfactory receptor activity. The coding region runs from base 351 to 1286 and encodes 311 amino acids. The transcript has 5 exons. Gene Ontology annotation, biological process: G protein-coupled receptor signaling pathway. Gene Ontology annotation, cellular component: membrane. The record is from RefSeq and is a predicted model, not a curated record.